AUGGCAGCCCAAAUCGACAAAGAAGAGAAUGCGAUCGUCAGCGUCAGCGUGCUUAAUGGGAAGGUUGAUCCUUUGAAAUGGGGCACGAAGGUGUACGUAGAGGUCAGACUCGGGGAUCUACACGUACAGCGGCUCUCUCCCGUGAGCGUGGAUCCCGUCACGGGGGAUUUCUCGUACGAGAGCGCUACGGGCAACAUCACCGUGUUCAAUAGCAACAUCCUGGAGGAAAUCUUCGACGAGACCUUGCACAUCGUGCUUCGCUCGUGGCACCCCACCUCGAACUGGGUCGAUUCCGCCAAGAUCCUCAUCUCCGUGCGGUCGAUAUCGAUAGAUUCAACGGUCAGACCAACGGGGGUGGAUAUGGGCGAUGAAAGCGGAGAGGCAGAUCGCGACUUCAUGGUGUUCCGGCUCGAACCCGUCCCGGGCGGGGACAGCUUCCAGACGGCAGAUGAGUCCGUCCCGAACCUGGUGCUAAGCGCUACCCUUCGGAGCCCAUUCCGUCCGCCUGUGGAGUCGGUGGCGCGCUUGCUACAAGGGUGCGCCUCCACCGUGGACCUCGCGCUCGACACGGUGUCUCUGCAAACGGAACGCGUCGCUCCGUACUUGACCAGCCAAGCCGCCCUCGUCCCGACGAUCCCGGCGGGGAUUGUCGUUCUGGCUUCUCUUCCCUUGCUCUGUGUCCUAGGAGUGGCGGGCCUUCCUCUUCUAGUACCGAUGUUGAUCGUCGUUGCCGCCGUUGGAGGCGUCGGUGCGCUGCUUACGGCGGCGGUUUGGCUCUUCAGCCGCGGCGGGCGGGCGUGGGUUCAGCGGGCGGUACGGCCCGUCUACGACAGGGUCGGCAGAGAUAACCCCGAGGUUCUCUACCCUGUGGGACCAGGACCGUCCCCCGCACGCAUCGCGCAAUGUCUGGUACCGACUGGAAUGUGGUCCAAGCUAGCGAUGUCAAUAGCGGUCGAUACAAUCGGCUGUACCUCCUACAUUGUUCCGAUUCUGGGCGAAUCGGCCGACCUGCUAUGGGCUCCGGUGUCCUACUUGCUCAUCGACGCCAUGUACCAUGGCUCAAGCCCGUGGGCGGGGGUGUUCGGCGCAAUGGAAGAGCUCCUCCCCUUCACCGACAUCAUCCCCACCGCCACCCUAGCCUGGAUGAAGGAAUAUUUGCCGCAGAUGCUGCAGGGAUUGAGCGCCGCCGACCAGAACCGGCAAGAGCAGCACGUGUACCACUCCGACGACAACGUCGGGCCGGGUGGUGUGCACUUCCCGAGCCAACCUGACGGCGUGCGGUAAACCUCUGAGGUGUGCCUGCGUUGCUCCGUGGAGGCGUCGUUUGUGGUUUUCUCG
Molecule: messenger RNA, 1338 nt
Organism: Ectocarpus siliculosus
Lineage: Eukaryota; Phaeophyceae; Ectocarpales; Ectocarpaceae
Source: the annotation of a GenBank genome assembly